This is a messenger RNA of Grammomys surdaster, 1377 nucleotides long. RefSeq names its product ubiquitin carboxyl-terminal hydrolase 17-like protein B. Bases 1 to 1377 code for a protein of 458 amino acids. Gene Ontology annotation, biological process: regulation of apoptotic process; protein deubiquitination. NCBI's taxonomy places the organism in Eukaryota, Metazoa, Chordata, Mammalia, Rodentia, Muridae. Gene Ontology annotation, cellular component: nucleus; cytosol. The transcript is spliced from 2 exons. Gene Ontology annotation, molecular function: cysteine-type deubiquitinase activity; cysteine-type endopeptidase activity. The record is from RefSeq and is a predicted model, not a curated record.
AUGGUUGCUCCCUCCUUCACUGAAGACCCAGCAGUGUUAUCUCUUGCAGCCAUAGAGCUGAAUCAGGAUGGAGCCCAGGUGGUGAAGGAGCAGGCUGCCAAUGGCAAGCACAGUCAGAGUUGGGAGAGGCCCCAAGGACCUGGAUGCGGGCUGGAGAACACAGGCAACAGCUGCUACCUGAACGCAGCCCUGCAGUGCUUGACACACACACCACCACUUGCUGACUACAUGCUGUCCUGGGAGCACUCUCAGACCUGUUGUUCCCCUGAAGGCUGUAAGAUGUGUGCUAUGGAAGCUCAUGUGACCCAGAGCCUCCUCCACUCCGACUCGGGGGAUGUCAUGAGGCCCUCCCACAUCCUGACCUCUGCCUUCCACAAGCACAAGCAGGAAGACGCCCAUGAGUUUCUCAUGUUCACCUUGAAAACCAUGCAUGAAUCCUGCCUGCGGGGGUACGAAGAGUGGGACUCCCCCUCUAAGGACAGCUCCCUGAUUCCUGACAUCUUUGGAGGCCUGUGGAGAUCUCAGAUCAAGUGUCUCCACUGCCAGGGCACCUCGGAUUCCUAUGAUCCUUUCCUGGACAUUACCUUGGAUAUCAGCUCGGCUCAGAGUGUGAAGCAAGCCUUGGGGGAUAUAGUGAAGGCAGAAGAGCUGUGUGGGGACAACGCCUACAACUGUGGUAGGUGUACAGAGAAAAUGCCAGCUUUGAAGACUCUGAUGGUUUACAGUGCCCCAAAGGUUCUCCUGCUAGUAUUAAAUCGCUUCUCAGAUUUCAGGGGUGAGAAGUUGAAUAGAGAAGUAAGCUACCCAGAGUUCCUUGACCUGCAGCCAUACUUGUCUGAACCUACUGGAGUACCUUUACUUUAUGCCCUCUAUGCUGUCCUGGUCCAUGAUGGUGCAACUUGUAAUAGUGGACAUUACUAUUGUUGCAUCAAAGCCAGCGAUGGGGAGUGGUAUAAGAUGGAUGAUUCUAAGGUCACGAGGUGUGAUGUGACUUCUGUCCUGAGUGAGUCUGCCUAUGUGCUCUGCUAUAUGCAGCAGACUGACCUCAAACAGGUCAGUAUUGACAAGCCAGAGGACAGAGUACACGGAGUUCUUGGCCCUGAAGACCAGCUGAAGAAACUCCCACCAAGACAGGACAAGAAAAGCUCUUGCACAGAAGCUGUAGGAGAGCCCCAGGGAAACAGGGAGAAUACAGCAACCAAAGAAACCUCUUUAGGGGAGGAGAAAGUGACUCAGGAACAGAACCACCAGAAAUCUGGGCAGACACAGAGGGAUAAGGAACUCGAUCUGCCAGCCAAUGUAAAUGUCAGCCCAGAUACACAGCAAACUGGGCAGGAGUGCUCAAGACAAGAAGGGUCACCUGUGGCACAAUGCUGA